AGAGAACAGGUGUAUCCACUUUUAGUCAGCACGCAGCUCAGAGCAACAACACCGCACCUGAAAGCAGCAGUGUAGUGUAAUUAGCUCGGUAAAUUCACUGGAAAUGUCUUCAUGGUUUAUUCCGGAUAUUUUAGGUGUGAACUUGAUAAGACCCAUCUGCUGACUUGAGGAUUCUGUGCGAAUUCUGUUCCUUGCGGAGGAUCUGCUCCAGUGAAUAGUAACGCGCCCCGUCAACAUCAGGGGAACUAAAGGGUGUGUAAUUUCAGUUGUGAAAUUAUCUGGAUAUCACCUGAAGUAAGGACAAAGGCAAAUAAACCGCAAUCAAACCUAACACGGACACGGACUGACAUCUAAUUGAAUCCUAAUAGCUUAUCGAUUUUGACGGAACGCGUACGAGGAUCUCGGAGGCUGUCAGAGGAUCGGUGAUUUAGGUUUCUUUAAAAACAUCUCUGAGGACUCAACGUGGACAUGCUUCCCUGAUAAGUGCUGUUUGACUCCGAAGCAGGAGUUUAGAGUCAGUUUGCGAUACGUAGUUGACUUUUAAUAACGCUGUUACGCGCGAAGUUUGGAUGAUGCUGUCAAGCCAAUUUAUGUUAAGGCUGUGCUUCUAUGGAACACUGAUGAUGUGUGUUUUGGGGGAGUCUGCGGAGCCCCUCACCUCGGUGGUCCCCCUGCGGACGCUGUCGGAGGCGGAGACACGGUUGCCAUGCCGAUACGACGGCGAAGGCAAGGUGGUGCAGGUGAGCUGGAGUCGAGUGAAGGGUGAUGCCAACGAGGAACAGAUCAUCAUGUACCACUUCACAGAGGGGGUGAAAGAAUUUACCCAGUUUGUGAAUAAGAUGCGCUUCGAGGCAGUUGAGCCCACCACGGAUGUGACUCUUCUCAUUCUGAGCACGGAGGAGGUGGACGAGGCCAUCUACAGCUGCAAGAUCACCACCUUCCCCUCAGGGACUGUGGAGUCCAAGAUACAGCUCACCGUGUGGACUCGUCCCAUCUCCAUCCUGGAGCCGGUGAUCCUCGUGGAGGGUCAGUCCUACCGGUCGGCGGCGUCGUGCCGUUCCGUGGGUCGGCCUCAGCCUCGGGUCACCUGGGACACGGACCUGCCGGGCCAGGCUCAGAACCGCAGCGUUGACGCACGCACCGUGUCAGGCCAGUUCUCCCUGCACCCGCUGCGCAGCCUCAAUGGCCGACGGCUGGACUGUCUGGUUUGGCACCCCACCUACAGCGCCCCCUUCAGGAUCAGCCAUGCACUGCUGGUGCACUGUGAGUGAUGGCUGGCCAGUACAC
Alosa sapidissima (American shad) is the source of this 1287-nucleotide messenger RNA. Its product is annotated as nectin-4-like. Gene Ontology annotation, cellular component: adherens junction. The transcript has 4 exons. Gene Ontology annotation, biological process: homophilic cell-cell adhesion; heterophilic cell-cell adhesion. NCBI's taxonomy places the organism in Eukaryota, Metazoa, Chordata, Actinopteri, Clupeiformes, Clupeidae. The coding region runs from base 570 to 1271 and encodes 233 amino acids. The record is from RefSeq and is a predicted model, not a curated record.